AUGAACGAGAGAAGUGAAGCCACCUUGCGGAAAUUGCCGGAAUUGCUUGCCUUAUUGAAGAAUGACUGCCAUGGACCAUUCUGUAUUCCUCGUUUGGAUGUUGGACGGUUGUGGCUUCAUGUUUCAAUGGAACAAGGCAUGAAGUACAUGGGAACUAAUCUGGCGGAAGGUCUCAUGAACUACCUCUUCCGUCCCGAUAAUAUACGCCACAUCAUGGAGAUCACUGGCGAGCUGGUAUCCGUGAAGGAACUUAAACGUCAUACAAAGAAAAGGUUGGCGAGGAAUAGGGCUAACCCACAGGAAGUGUUGGUGUGGGAAGAACGUAAGAGCGAACGUAAGAGGUCGAAUAAGAAUAGAUAG
This is a messenger RNA of Ambispora gerdemannii, 360 nucleotides long. The record is from the annotation of a GenBank genome assembly. NCBI's taxonomy places the organism in Eukaryota, Fungi, Glomeromycota, Glomeromycetes, Archaeosporales, Ambisporaceae.